UAAACAACUAUCGUAGCGCGACGCGCGCCUCCGCUAUGAACAAAUGUAACCUUGAGCUGUGUAUUCCGCAUUGUGUCAACAACGAGGCGCGUUGACCGGCAAGUUGACGCUGUACUUCCGACGCAGUUUUAUUCCUCGCGCCCUAAGCAGGUGAUCGCCCGAGUGAGUAAUUUCGGUGUAGCCCAGCUCCGGCGUUCAUCUGCAGGCCUGCGGAGUCGAUCGACGCGCGUUUUUUCUCAUUUUCGAAGUAUGAAUCAUAUUUCGUCAGUCUGAGGAUAUGGACGAAGCACCCAAGAACGUGUUCACGCGGAGACUCUCGGCUCGCCGCUGUAUCGCCGCAGUAAGGCUAGGCCUGGCUGGACCGACAAAUCACCUCGCUCCUCCUCUUCGCCUCCGGAUCAGCUGUUGUCAGGCGCUGUUCCGUUGUUUACCGCUCGGUGCAAAAGCUGACUUUGCCCAAUGCAUGCGCUGCGGGCCGAUAGGCCAGCACAAAAAUUGGUCUUGUAAUCUCUAUGGAACGUUGAAAUUGCCUUCUCGGUCUCAUUUGCGCCUGCCGUGCAAGUGAGAAACCCUCCUCGGCGGCGUUAAAUUGGGGCGGUCCGCCUGUGGGCCCCGAUCGAGCCGUGCCAUUGUCGUCGUUGUCAUCCCCAAGAUUGCUGCCUUCAGAGAGCGGCUGCGCCGGUCGUAAACGGUAAUCCCUCUGCGGACGCGCAGCACAAGCAUUGGAGAUGGAAGAUGGAAGCCCGCGACGUACCGUGGGCUCCGACAUAUGCCUGACACAGCGGCAACGGAAAUUGGAAGAGGCGGCGAAAACGCUCUCCUGUGUGCGUUUACUUUUCGCUUCUGUAUUUUGGCCAAAGUCAUGAGGAAGCAUCUCAUUGUCUUUGACUUUGAUCACACAAUCAUUGAUGCCAACAGCGAUGCAUACAUCCAGAAGCUAGCACCAAAUGGCGAGCUACCUCCAGAAAUCAAGGAGCGCUACACCCCAAAUGGAUGGACUCCAUUCAUGCGUGCUGUUUUCCACUUUCUGUACGACAGCCAUGUGCAGCCAGACGAUAUUUUAGAUUGCCUACUUGAGAUCAAGUUUGUGGAUGGCAUCAUUGAUCUGCUUAAGCAACUGCACAAGGCCGGUGGCUUUGAGGUGGUCAUUAUAUCCGACUCAAACUCUGUCUUCAUCGAGCACAUCAUGCAGGCCUCUGGAGUGCGGCCCCUGGUGCACGAAAUCUUCACAAACUACGCAUUUUUUGAUGCCAACGGCUGUCUGCAAAUCAGCGAGUACCACAUGCAGAACUGGUGCAAACUGAGUUCGGUGAACCUCUGCAAGGGCUCAAUCAUGGAGGAGUACCUGGAGCGACGGCGAAAGCAGGGCGUAAACUUUGACACUGUCUCCUACGUUGGCGAUGGCAACAAUGACCUCUGCCCAUGCCUACGGCUACGGCCGUGCGACCUCAUUUUUCCCCGUGCCGACUACCCACUUGCCAAGCAACUUGCCAAGGACCCCGAACAGGCCAAGGCCAAGGUGCACCCCUGGAGGACAGGAUUGGACAUUGCGAAUGUCCUUCUCAAGAACUGUGUUGUCAACAAUGUGACUGAGUAGUGUGAAGCAGCAAGGAAGUACCAUUGCGCCGUCCUCUUCCCCUAUGCACUAACCUGUGCGUGUGCUUUGAAACAUUGUUCCUUUUCUAUCAGCUGUCAUUCAUGCUCCCGGAUUCUUACUGUGCCCGUUUGGAGUUGCUGCUUUGGUCAAGCAGUGUUUGGGAGGUUAGUUGCAUGAAAGGGAGGAAGUACCAAAGAUAACUUCCUUCUUGCACGUAAAUGCCGACGCAUGGUACAUGCAUCACAGGUCAUGAGAAAAUCGUAGUUGUGGCACAGCUUUACAUAGCAGUGAGCAAAGGUGGGCCCCUUGUGGGCAGUAACUACAUUUUAGCUGAUGCUAAACAGUCAUGAUUAGGGAGACAUUUUCACAGUUCUUGCAACAAAAAUUUAAAGGUUAAGUGUGUCUAACAUUGGUGUGCAUUAACAAGCUUACUUCAGUAAUCCUUUGUAAAAAUGUACAUUGCCCUGAAAAUUUUUGGUGGUUCAACUACUUAUGCCACUAAUAUUGUGGCUGGCAGACUGUUUUGCCUACUUCAGAACAAACUCAGCACAUUGCAUGCGUCAAAUUUUUUGUACAUGAAAUUACUAUGUGACACACAUUAGGUUGAUAAAAGCCACCUUGUGAUGCCAUCAAACAGGCUGUGAGCAUGUCUUAUUUCGUAGUAAAACUAAUUAAGCAGCAGUCAGAUAUUUGUAGAUCUUUGCACAGCCAUGUUCAUUUAUUUGAAGCAGUCAUAACUCCUUUAAACAAGGUAGUAGCAUAGUGCUUUACCUCGGCAAAAUCAUUGUCUACUGCAUUACUCUUAGUGUUCAUUGCAGUGCAUAAUGGCCACUUUGAUUUUGUGAUGUUUCUUGCGUGCUGUAUUCAACAUGUUCAAUGGCUAUACCAGUCUGCACAAAUUUGAACCUAUGCAAGGGUUCAAAAUUACACUUAACAGUUAGUGUUAUUUAUCGCCAUCAACGUGCCCAACUAGUUUGAGCAUCUGUGCAGUGGCGUCAUUUCUCUCCACAAAAUGCUAGCACAAAAUGUGCGAUUAAUGCUGUUUAGUGUUUUGAACAAGUGCGUGUUACAUCUAAACAGUCCCUGUUGAAAAUGCCAUUUUCAGUUUUAGGGGGAUGAGUAGUUUCAUCAUGAAUUCCACUGGUCGUUUCGGAGGAGCUAUUGGAGUACUCAAGUAAGCACCGCAAUCACUUGGAUUUUGCUAAUUGAAACCUGUCAUUGGAGCUCCACACUAGGUUUCAAUGGAAUUUAUCACCUGCAACCGACAUAAAUGACUUUGGGGCUUGCAAUAUCAUCCCUGCAGUGGGGCAAGAGAGAGCAAUAUGCCAGAGAGCUAUUUCAUUCAGGGCAGGUGCGGGGUAAGGUGAUAGGCAUUCAAAGUGGUAGAUGCGCUUUUAAUGAAUAAAUAGAAUAUUUUCACCCGCAGACAAAUAAAGGUGCUCCAGAUCGACCAGUGCAAUGCCGUGUUGGCAAGUGCAAGAAAGUACAGUGCUUUUUCUAACUUCUAUGUAAAUUCGAAAUGUUGGUAGGCCUUUCUUUUUUUGCUGCUCAAACCUUAGCUGAGGGCAUGGUGCAAGUCGAAGCAUUUCAUGCAAAGAAUGCUACUCAAGGGAGAGAGGCCCAAGAACCUUUGGCGCUCUUGCUCGCGCUAUGUUUUUGGUGGCCCCUUCCUGCUCGGUACCUGUGGUUUGGAUGACACUUUGAAUGCAAGUGCAGUGUGUGUGAGUAUGUAAGAACCCCGGGCUGUUUCUACACCCAGUGGUGAAGAAGGAUGCCUUACAGGCACUCGUUUGAGAUUUGCGCGCUUAUCUUUCAGAUCUGGGAAAAUCCCUGUGACUGGUCAAGUAGUCCUGCCCCCUCAUUUUAGGAGUGCUGCACUAACAAAAUGGCAAAACCCUUUAAGUGUUUAAGCGUGUCAUGUUGGAUGUCUUGAACUCAUUCUGUUUGUGAGAAGCAAAAUUGAAACGGGAAGGGGGCUUUUUAGUUGAGCUUGAACAAAAUGGCCUUUUACAAGUUUGCUUCCAAAGAUCUACACUUUUUUUCCUAACCUAUGCACAUUUGUGAAAAUGCAGCUCACAUGUCAGCGUUUUUGCGAUGUUGAAGGCAUGUAUUAGCAUAUGUAAGAAGCGUAUAUUUUGAGAUGGUGCACAUUUGUGCAGUUGGUUGCCGACAGUGGCAGGUCUGGUUUCACCUAUGUGUGGUACAUAGUUUGGAUGUGAUGACUUGCUGCAGCUGAUCAUUGCAGAAGCCUGUAAGAAAAGGCAAGGCAGGAGGCAUUGAGGAUACAUCAUUCUGUAUUAUGCCUAUUUAAAUGCUCCUCACAGAUUCCCGCAAUCAGUUAGCUGCACUGGUCAUGUCACUGCCAGGCGCACAGGAUUGGAAAAACGUUUGUAGGCUUGAUUGUGCAUUGGUUAAGCAAAAAUGUACGCCAAAGACGAGCUUGUUGAUGAUCUCUUUAUCUAGUUUAGCCUGAACAAUCUACCUCCUUCUGUUGCAGAGGGGGAGAGAAUAAUGCUAGGUCAUGUGAAUUACUAUAGUUGUGAGUUUAUGGUUGGCAAAUCCAACACAAGUUUGUCAAAGGAGCUUGUCACGGCAGGGUUGGCAUAUAGUAUUGCUUAGGCUUGACUUUUGAGCAGCUAUCUUUUUAUACAAGUUUUAGAAGCUUAUGAAAUCGAGUUGGUGGUGUUAACAUUUAUUGUACGUGCAUAUAUUGCUUGACGUAUGCACCCUGCCUAUUCAUGUCUGUUCAGAAUGCAAGUGAGAAAAUAAAGACAUUCCUUUACAAA
Dermacentor silvarum is the source of this 4383-nucleotide messenger RNA. RefSeq names its product pyridoxal phosphate phosphatase PHOSPHO2. The transcript is spliced from 5 exons. Gene Ontology annotation, molecular function: phosphatase activity. The record is from RefSeq and is a predicted model, not a curated record. NCBI's taxonomy places the organism in Eukaryota, Metazoa, Arthropoda, Arachnida, Ixodida, Ixodidae. Bases 770 to 1597 code for a protein of 275 amino acids.